UGAAUGGGGAGGAGGGCUGAUCGGUGAGACGAGUGUAUAAAAGCCGAGCGAAGGGAAGCCGUUGGUGUGAGAAUCAACAGAUCUGCACAUCUACAGAUAGCUGGAGAGCUAUAUUACCUUGACGCAGAUCUCAAAAAGGGGGAACUCCAAAGUAUUUACAUUUCUUUUUUGGACGAACGCCUUCACGGACUUAACUGUCGGAUCGAUUUUUGCUCUUUCUUGUGUUUGCAAUACCCCUUUAUCAAUAACCUGCUCGGACUGACAGCCAUUGGAAAGCCAUUCACGGAAAGAUGCUUAACAACAUGGAUCUGAACUCUCAAGAUUCCUUUUACUCCCAGUUUGAAAACUGUAACAGUUCUGCGAUAGGGAUGGAAACUCACGGCUCCAAAGACAGCCAGAAUGUUUUCAUGGAUUCUAGAAGGACAGCACCUGCCCAGUUUGCACACGGGGCGCCUAUUACCCCCAAAACGGAGCCCACGAGUACAGAUCAGUAUAACUCUUGUCAGGGUCCUAAAGAAAGCUACGCAACCUCCCUAGCUUACUCAGGCAGCUUCUAUGUGGAAACAUCUCAAGGAACACCUUGCAGCACGGAAACACUGCUCAAUAUGAUCACCGAAAUCGUUGGCAUCUCAACUACCCCUGUGUCGGAUGCGCAUCAGUGUGCAGACGGAACGAUGAACGCAAGCCGUAGCAGCUUCGGCGACGAGGGGGUCCAGACGCAGGCUUCCACCUGCACCACCCCUCCGCUGUAUUCCCCGGGACAGCCAGGCCACAGCUACCCGGAAUCCCAGACCGCCAUGCAGGCCCAAGACUCCGCUGUGGCGCAUUUAAACUUUGCCUCCUCUGCGCAAGACGCGGAGCCGCUGUCUGAGAGCGCGACGUUCCCGGUGGUCAUCAAAAAUGAAUUCGAGAGCAGCUGCUACGAGUGGGGGACAUUCAAUAAAUCGUACUUGGAUGCAGGCUUCCAGUCAGAGCCGUUCUCCAUGUCGAAUAGUUUUCAAGCUGAUCAACAACAGGUGGACGUGAAAGAACUUUUGGACUCUUAUUCUCCCAUUUGCACAAACCCAGAGAUUGAAUUCAAAGUGGAGAGUACCCUUAAACAGGAGCAGUGUUUUGGAGAUACUUGCACACAGGGCUUCAGCGCUCCCAUGUUUAACUACUCCACUCCAGUUAUGGAUAUCCCACCCACCAAUCUUUUAAAACCGACCAUUUUUCCAAAUAUUGAACUCCAGUCGAGUUGCGACACAACCUACUCGACUUCCACAAUAGACUCGGUACUGUAUUCAUCAUUAUUGCCGGAGUCUUUCAGUCAAACUUACACACGGGCUCAGAAGCCUAGUCGUGUAAGAAAGAGCCCCGCUUCCUCUACAGGACCGGCCAAGGAGAAACCCUUCACGUGUCCGAUGGAGACCUGCGACCGGCGCUUCUCGCGGUCGGAUGAGCUCAACAGGCACAUCCGUAUCCACACGGGACACAAACCUUUCCAGUGCCGCAUCUGUUUGCGGAGCUUCAGCAGAAGCGACCAUCUUACCACGCACACCCGCACUCACACCGGCGAGAAACCCUUUUCCUGCGACGUGUGCGGCAAACGCUUUGCCAGGAGUGACGAAAGGAAACGGCACGGUCGGGUGCAUCUCAAGCAGAAAGAAAAGAUGGAGUUGAAGCCACAAGCAGUCAACGCGUGGCCGUUCACUCUGCCCGAGGCCAUUUAAGCGACAAUUGUGGAAGGCGUAAUGAGCGCUCGUUGUGCGUGAUGUCAAAUCUUACCGUCUUGGAAGAUUCAAGCUUACUAAAACAGUUGCUUAGGCUACAGAUUACAACUUCAAAGCUCAAGUGAACGUCGUGGCAACUGAUUCAAGCGACCCGCAUGAGCGUAAAGGUCCACUGAGGUGACAUAUCCCUUUUUCGCGAAAUAGGGAAUAGAUCGAAAUUUAAAACUGGACCUCCCACAUUGAACCUUGCGUGCAGCUUGGGGAGUGUGCAACAAGCGCAUAAACUUAAAUCGAGUGUUUUUUUUUGUAUUAUUUAUAAUUUGUCCUCGACCAUUAUAUUUCUUAAUCGAGGAGCGUGUUUUGCAGAACACAUGAACUGCAGUUCAGCACUUUCACUAUGGAACAGCUCCAACCUCGACCUUGCAUUGUAAUGCGGCAGUAAAACGCACAGCUGGAAUGUAUUGCACUUAUCUCCACUUUCGAACUUAAAAAUGGUUUUAAUUCGUGCUUUUGGUCUUUUCUAUUCUAACGCUGUCACCUGUUUAAGAAUUCUUUAAAAUUGCAUGUAAAUGUUUACGUGAUAUUAAUAAUCACUGAUAGAUGCUUCAUAGCACAAGUCAGAUUUACCUCGUUUUACAACAUGGUGGCAUUAUUGAUUCAUUUGUGCCAAGGUUUUUACAAUGUAUUUUCCCCUUUAUAUCUGUUUCAUUUUGUUGCUAUGCUCUAUUGAUUAGUAAUUGUGUUGUACAAUUAAACAAUCCAGUUCUACUGUUGUCAAAUUUACACAGCGAGUGGGAAGAAAUAAAUACAUUUAUAUGCCAAUGAUCAUUUGUAUUUUUCUAACAAGUGCUACUUUUUACAUUUUAUUUUGAACUGAAAGACUAUUUGUAUCUUUAUUUUCAAUGUGUCCCUUGUGUUAUGGAAAACACAGGGCAUGCAUAAGAUGUCUUGAAUUUCUUCAGUACAUAAUUUGAAUGUAUUCAUCCGUUUUAAUACCAUUGUCUGCCCUAGUUAUCUGCUAUUUGAUAACAGGUACUCUUGUUUUUUUUUUUUGUUUUUUUUA
This is a messenger RNA of Cyprinus carpio (common carp), 2775 nucleotides long. RefSeq lists its product as uncharacterized. Gene Ontology annotation, biological process: regulation of transcription by RNA polymerase II. Gene Ontology annotation, molecular function: DNA-binding transcription factor activity, RNA polymerase II-specific; RNA polymerase II cis-regulatory region sequence-specific DNA binding. Lineage: Eukaryota; Metazoa; Chordata; Actinopteri; Cypriniformes; Cyprinidae. The record is from RefSeq and is a predicted model, not a curated record.